This is a messenger RNA of Bacidia gigantensis, 1275 nucleotides long. RefSeq lists its product as uncharacterized. The coding region runs from base 1 to 1275 and encodes 424 amino acids. The transcript is spliced from 2 exons. The record is from RefSeq and is a predicted model, not a curated record. Lineage: Eukaryota; Fungi; Ascomycota; Lecanoromycetes; Lecanorales; Ramalinaceae.
AUGGAGACGCUACCUCGAGAAAUAUGGGAUGAGAUUAUGGCAAUCGUCAUCUCAUUCAAUGAAAAAGAUGAUAUUCGUAGCCUGCGCUUAGUUAAUAAGUAUCUGGCGAAGAUCUCCGCACCAGCACUUUUCGCUUCGGUUUCGGUCUGGUUUGGAGUCCAGUCGCUGCAACAUCUGACUAAUAUAUCGAGGCACUAUGAGUUGGCGCAAUACGUUCACGAAAUCAGAUUCUCGCCCCUCCAGAUCAGGCGAACGGAGCAACCCUCGAGUCGAGGCUUUCUUAACUUAAGAGAUAAUCUGACGAAGAACGAUCUGUAUGCCUCGGAGAUACUGGAGCAAAUCGAACGUGAUGCGCAAUACCAAAGAUAUCGCGCGGCGCAAGUUUAUCUCCUGAAAACACAUGCGGCUCUGGAGCUCCUACGCUCCGCCUUCUGUCGCUUGCCGGGUGUCCAAAAGAUAGACAUUCUUUUAAUGGACCGCUCGACAGGCGCAAAAGAGCUUGGCAAGUUCUUUGGUGAUCUCGAGGGUACCGAAUACUACUGGGAUUUGGGGACGACUUUGCCCCUUCUCUUCACGGCUCUGAAGGCUUUACCGUCCCCCCUUCAUUGCUUCCGUUUCCAGGAUACUGAUAACACAUGGAGCCCAAAAAAACGCUUACGCAAUAGUUCAGGGAGUUAUACCCGGCAUAGCAUCGGAAUGAAAGCCCUCUUACAGCUUUCGCAGGAUCACGAUUUCACGCACCUUGAGACGCUGGAACUGAACUAUUACUACUCCGAGCCCAUAGAGAGAGAUAAGCGCAACCAGGACGUUUUCGAUCAAUACUCUGCAAGCGUGAAAACCAUUUUGCAUCGAGCGCCCCAUCUCAAAUCAAUGAGGAUUCAGAUUCCAGGAAAAGACCAUCAGGGCGACGAGGGAGAAGCCGAAAAUCGUUACCGAUUCACGAAAGCUCUAAGCGAGGAACCGUGCCUGCAUCUAACAAGCCUUGAACUCAUAGACCUCACGAUCAGCGUCGCAGCGCCCCUGUCAGCCAUGCUAGCGAAACAUUUCUUUAAACUCCGCCACGUCCUCCUGCAGGUCGGAGACAACCCAAGAAAGUGGCUGGGGUUUCUGGCCGCGCAGAGACGACCUGGCUGGCAUGUCCUACGGUCUUUCAAGAUGGUUUUCUAUUCCUAUGCAUUGGUGACGGAGGAACCCGAUGUCGAGGUGGCCGCUUUCGUGCGGAUGAAGGUUUUGGAGAAUCCGUUGCUGCCUUGCCUGUAUCCGGACAGUGAGUGA